Molecule: messenger RNA, 1327 nt
Organism: Paramormyrops kingsleyae
Lineage: Eukaryota; Metazoa; Chordata; Actinopteri; Osteoglossiformes; Mormyridae
Gene: cox7a2l
Product: cytochrome c oxidase subunit 7A2 like
Biological process (GO): mitochondrial respirasome assembly; regulation of oxidative phosphorylation; mitochondrial electron transport, cytochrome c to oxygen
Cellular component (GO): respiratory chain complex IV
Source: RefSeq, a predicted model, not a curated record
UGCUCAGUGAGGACCCUUUCUGCCCGGCGAGCAGUUCGGUGCUGCCGUGUGAUUCUUCGGAUACAAACUCUUUUGCGGAAGAUGUAUUACAAAUUCAGCGGUUUUACUCAGAAGUUGACCGGUUCGGCACCAUUAGUCGCAUAUGCUCCCCAGGGCUUCAGGCCGGCUGUCCCCAGCCAAUCACCUACCAUGGUCUUUGCCACGCCCACUAAGGUGACAUCAGAAGUUGGCCGAGGUGCUGAGUAUCUGGGAGCGAACAGAGUGCCUGAUCUGCAGAAGAUCUUUCAGGGGGAGGGAAUGCCCGUGCACCUGAAGAUGGGGGUCCCAGACAAACUGCUGUAUCGCACCACCAUGGCCCUGACCAUAGGGGGCACCCUCUACUGCCUCAUGGCGCUCUACAUUGCCACUCAGCCCCGCAAGUGAGGCCAGCAUCAAAACUGAAGGAUUGGUUACCACGACGACUGCAGUGAUGACGAUCAUGAUCUUUGAGUAAUGGACUCAUCCCCCUGACCUGCAUCCUGACCUGUUCCCUCAUGGGUUAAAGCUCUGUGUUACUCUUCUGUAAAGAGGAAGUUAUCAUUCCCCGUCUGUACAAAAUAAUCUACCAGCAAACUCUCGCUGUGGAGGCUCGAGGACUUGACCUGUCUCCUACCCAAACCCUCACCAUUCCUCCAGCUCAUACUGUGUGUGCGUGUGUGCGUGCGUGCGUGCGUGCGUGCGUGUGUGCGUGUGUGUUUAUGCACAUGGGUGUCCCUUUAGCUCCGGAUCACCUGUCUGAUGGCUUUGAUAACAUUGUGAAAAACAGUUACCAGCCGUUCCUUCUGCCAAAGGCCUUUGGAAGUUUCUAGAAGAUGAAAAGGCAGUAAAGGAUUUGAUUGUUGCUGCUGGAGAAUGUCUGUCUGUGUCUGAUCAGGCACCAAUUUCAGCAAGAGAGUGUGAUAAAUGUAAAAAAUGCCCCUUUGAUAGAGUGUGAAAUAGGCUGAUUGCCCCUUUGAUAGAGUGUGAAAUAGGCUGAUUGCCCCUUUGAUAGAGUGUGAAAUAGGCUGAUUGGAUGGUGAUUGUGCACUAAUGUCUGUUUCACUCUUCUGUCAUGUAAGCAGAUCUCAUGCUGGUUAUUGUGUGUGAAUGUGAAAACGCAGGCUUGGUUCUUGUGUCUGCGCAGCCACUAGUGGUUCUUGUCCCAGGGCACAGCAGCCAGCAGCCACCGUCUUGUGCAUGUGUGGCUCGCUCUGUCGCACCUCUGUGAUUUGCUUUCACUGCAUCUAAAAACUGUAUCUCAUGCGAGCUUGUCAGUUAUGUGGGAAAAUAAAGACAAACAGAAAAGAAA